AUGUGCUCGGAUGCAGAGGAUGAACAACCCGGCCCGUCACCAAGGGCGGCACAUGAAAUUCCGGCACUAGCCACGAUGAAGUUGCCCAAGCAUGCACCCGGCGCCCCAGCAGCUGCGACUCCUGUCCGAAUAAAGGUACCAGAAGCAGCAAACCGCCAGAAACGUCGUUUAUUCCGACGAAAGAAGGUGGAAAUUGGCGCAAGUCAAAAAAGGGGAACACCCAUUAAUGAAGUUGGACGCGAGACCCCAAUUCCACAACAUGUAAAAGUGAAGUCAUCGCGAAUUCUCUAUACAACCGACGAGGAGGUGCGCGAAGCUCUCGUGGAGUUUGGAAUUUUCAUCAUUUUCCUUUUUCUCACAUCUCUGGUUACGUUGUCCGUGCGUCACUCUCACAUGUUCUACUUUAACGAUACGAUUAAGAAAUUAUUUGUUACACGCAACCUAACGGUGGUGCCAUCCGUGACAGUAUCCUUUGAGAAAAUGCUCACCGUGCCAGAUUGGUGGGACUACUUGAUAUACAACUUUGUGAACACUUUACACGGAGAUAUGACCGAUAACCUAAAAUACGAAUCGGAGAGCAAAGCUAAAAGAGAAUCGAAGUCAGGGAAGUCCAGGGAGAAGGAAUACUCUGGGAGGAAAAGAGAGCCCGCUGCCCGAGCUGCUCCCCCGUGGGCUGUGAACAGCUCUUAUUUUACCACCCUGCAGGGUCGAAUGUUUCUGCAGGAGAAUCUGUUGCUGGGCCCACCACGACUGCGGCAGAUACGCGUCAGCAAGGACACUUGCCACGUGGACACUGGCUUUACGCAGAACUUCAACAUUUGCUAUCCCGCGUAUUCCGUGGAGGCCGAAGAGAACAGCGAGUGGCACAAGGAGUCGCGAUAUCACACGAUGGGAGAUUUAGGCGCCACUCCAAUUAUGACUUUAUUGGCCUACUAUCGCUCGGGCGGGUAUACUGUGGAUCUGACCUACGAUAAGCAGGAGAAUUUGCAGAUCAUAAAUAAACUGAAGACUAUCAACUGGUUGGAUCGCGGCUCGCGGCUCUGCUUGCUGGAGUUCAAUCUGUUUAGCGACAACAAAGACAUUUUUCAGAGCGUCAAAUUAAUUGCUGAAAUUCCGCCCACGGGUGGUGUCAUACCGCAGGCGCAUCUGCAGACAGUCAAAGAAUAUUCAUUCUUCACGGACCUCAGUCUAUCCAUGACCGUGGUCUACAUAUUCUGGUACAUAAUGGUGUUCUACUACACCAUCUAUGAGAUCAACGAAAUGUACAAAUCGGGCUUUAAAAAGUACUACAAAUCCUUACUAAACAUUCUCGACAAUGUUGUGCUGGUGCUAAGUUACAUCGCUUUGGUGUACAACAUUUGGCACACAUUUCGAAUGAAAUCAAUUUUAUCCAAGGCACGCGCUGAAGAGAGUUAUCAGAGCAUCGACUAUCUGUGCUUAUCGAACUUGGUCUAUGUGGACAUGAUGGCUGUGCUGGCAUUUCUCGUUUGGAUUAAAAUAUUCAAAUUUAUUAGCUUCAACAAGACACUCAUUCAGUUUACAACGACACUGAGAAGGUGCUCCAAAGAUUUAAUUGGUUUCAGCAUUUUGUUUGGCAUUGUUUUCUUGGCCUAUGCCCAGUUGGGUCUGCUGCUCUUCGGCGCUGAGCAUCCCGAUUUUCAUAAUUUUGUUACCGCUGUCCUGACCAUGAUUCGCAUGAUACUCGGUGACUUUCAGUAUAAUCUCAUUCAGCAAUCCAAUCGAGUGCUCGGCCCCAUCUACUUUCUCACCUACAUUGUGCUCGUCUUCUUCAUUCUGUUGAACAUGUUCUUGGCCAUCAUUAUGCAAACUUAUAAUGCGGUGAAGAAUGAAAUCACCCAAGGACGCAGCCAAUUGGCCUCGUAUGUCUAUAAGAAACUGUCCGCUGCCUUCUACUGGGUAACCCACUGUGGACGCAAACGUCGUCUUCUGCCGCCACCUCGACCGAAAAGCGUUCACAAAGUUGCUGACGCCGUUGAGUUGACGGACCCCAAAGUGCUAAGGAAGAACAUGACCAAAGAGGAGGCACGGUACUUCGAAGAGAUUCCACACGAUGUUAACAACAGGCAAUUGUAUCGUGUCAACAAUCGCGUGAGUUUGAUUGAAGAAGUUCUCGAACAGCUGGUGGCCAACGUGGAUAACAUUCUGCAACGCUUUGAGAGAGAGCGCGGCGCCAGGAAGAUCUAA
This is a messenger RNA of Drosophila guanche, 2205 nucleotides long. RefSeq names its product polycystic kidney disease 2-like 2 protein. Gene Ontology annotation, biological process: detection of mechanical stimulus. Gene Ontology annotation, cellular component: membrane. NCBI's taxonomy places the organism in Eukaryota, Metazoa, Arthropoda, Insecta, Diptera, Drosophilidae. Bases 1 to 2205 code for a protein of 734 amino acids. The transcript has 8 exons. The record is from RefSeq and is a predicted model, not a curated record. Gene Ontology annotation, molecular function: calcium channel activity.